GGGAUCAGCAUGCUGCUGCUUUCUAAGAGACAAGAGCUUCACGAAGUUUGGUUCUAGUCUGGUCCUGUUGCUUUGAAACGAAACCAUGGCGCUCCUUGAGGCUUAUGAAGAGCAGUAUCAAUCGCUCGUGCGAGAAAUCAAUCUGCAUCUAGAUCGUCUGAACAAAUUGGGAGAACAAGAGCAAACUAACGCGGACGAAUGGAAUUCGAUCUAUCAGAAGGCCAAGCACAACGUGGAAGACGCUGAGGAAGUUUUGGGAAAGUUAGGAAUGGAAGUACGCAGCUGCAAGGGAGAGACUCGCAAGGCAUGCGAGAAUCGGUUGAGGCAGUACAAGAUAGACAUCGGAGUGUGCAAGGAUACUCUGUCGUGUUACCUCCGAAAGCAAAGAAAGGUGACGUCAGCGGCGGAGAGAGAUGAUUUGUUCCGCAAUCAGAACAACGGCGACAAGUUCAGCGGCAACCUUACGCUGUCGGCUGAACAACGAGCAAGAUCGUCUGUCGUUACUGAGCGACUAGAGAAGUCAACACAGCGGAUCAAGGAGAGCCGGAGAGUCGCACAAGAGACGGAAAUGAUCGGAGCCGACGUGAUGCAGGAUCUGCUGCAGCAGCGAGAGACCUUGCUGCAUGCUCGUGAUUCCUUGUCCGAUGUCGACAACAACCUAGGCGAAAGCCGACGGCUCGUCAGGCUGAUGCAGAAGAGAAUUACUCAGAAUAAGUGGAUCAUGUACGGCAUCGUCGUGGCGGUCGUCGUCUUCGCCUGCAUCCUCAUCAUCUCUCAGCUCAAGUCUUCGGCGAGCGAUCUUAGCACGAUGCCGGCGCUGCAGCCUCUGCCUACAAACAACUCGACGAAGCAUUGAGGAAAGAACUUCCUUGUGGCUCAGUACAUCACAUUGUUGCAA
Messenger RNA from Guillardia theta CCMP2712, 898 nucleotides. RefSeq names its product vesicle transport through interaction with t-snares 1 (gene VTI1). The record is from RefSeq and is a predicted model, not a curated record. Gene Ontology annotation, cellular component: ER to Golgi transport vesicle membrane; SNARE complex; endoplasmic reticulum membrane. Gene Ontology annotation, molecular function: SNAP receptor activity; SNARE binding. The coding region runs from base 86 to 856 and encodes 256 amino acids. NCBI's taxonomy places the organism in Eukaryota, Cryptophyceae, Pyrenomonadales, Geminigeraceae. The transcript is spliced from 10 exons. Gene Ontology annotation, biological process: vesicle-mediated transport; intracellular protein transport; vesicle fusion.